GGGCCGGCGGCGGGCCAGCCGGGCGGGCGCCGACAAUGAGCCUCCAUAAAAGGCAGAAGCGGGGGGCUGGGGCCCCGGAUUGAGCCCUCCCCGCCCGGGGUCUGGACAAUCUGAGGUCUCCGGGAGGCCCGGACGCGCCCGUCGCAGGCCCGGCCGGCGAGCGGCGCGCGGCGGGGAGGGCGCUGCGCGGGGCGGGCCGCGGGCCCGGCGCUGUCCCGGGCGGGAGACUGCCGCCGGCUGCGCGCCGAGGCCUGCGCGCCCGUCCUCCCGCGUGCAGACACGGCGGCUGCCUACCGCCGCACCAUGGCCCUGAAGGCCGAGGGCGCCCCGCUCGACUGCUUCGAGGUGACGCUCAAAUGCGAGGAAGGGGAGGACGACGAGGAGGCCAUGGUGGUGGCCGUAAUUCCGCGGCCGGAGCCGAUGCUCAGAGUGACCCAACAGGAGAAGACCCCACCACCUAGAACCAGCCUGCUGGAGGCCAGCGGUGAUGGCUGUGAGGAGCCAAAGCAUCAGCUGUCUUGGGAGCAGGAGUUCCUGGUGGGCAACAGCCCUGGAGGUAGUGGGCGGGCACUGUGCAUGGUGUGUGGUGCCGAGAUCCUGUCCCCAUCAGCGGACACGGCUCGUGCACACAUUCUGGAGCAGCACCCCCAUACCCUGGACCUGAGCCCCUCUGAGAAGAGCAACAUCUUGGAGGCCUGGGGCGAGGGAGUGGCCCUUCUGCAGGACAUCAGGGCUGACCAGCCGUCCCCACCCAACUCAGAAUCAGCCCGGGAUGUGGAGCCAGACCCAGACUCCAACCCAGACUCUGCAGGAAUGCCAGCGGAGAUAGUUGUGCUCCUUGACCCGGAGGACAACCCAGCCCUCCCCAAAAGGAUCCGUCCCAGGGGACUCCGCCCCCUCCUGGAGCUUCCUGCUGCCUCUGCUACAGAGCCAGGAAAUAAGAAGCCCCGUGGUCAGCGGUGGAAAGAGUCCCCUGGGGAAGAGCCAGUCAGAAAGAAAAGAGGCAGACCUAUGACCAAAAACCUGGACCCUGACCCAGACCCCCCGUCACCUGAGUCACCCACAGAGGAUUUCGCAGCACCAGCUGAGGUCCGACACUUCACCGAUGGCAGCUUCCCUGCUGGCUUCGUCCUGCAGCUCUUCUCCCACACCCAGCUUAGGGCCCCGGACAGCAAGGACUCACCUAAAGAGGAGGAGGCAGCAGUUGUGCCCCAACCGGAAAGCCCCUCUCCAGCUCCCCCUCCGGGGCUCCGCGGGACACUGGAUCUCCAGGUUAUCCGUGUGCGGAUGGAGGAGCCCCCAGCAGUCAGCCUCCUGCAAGACUGGUCCAAGCACCCACAGGGCAGCAAGGGUGUGGGAGCAGGUGAUACCCCAGACUGGCCCACAGUUCUGUCAGAAUCCAACACCACUGUGGGAGGGGAGCCAAAGGCGGGGAGUGGGGUAUAAAUUCUUUCCUGGGGAGGGGAGGGAGGGAUGAGGGGAGGGAGGGAGGUGGGGAGGAGGCAGCAUUGCCCUUUGGCUUAUAACUUAGCUGCCCAGCUUGGCCACCUGGCAGAGAGGGUAAGACCAGGUGCCAGGGCAGGGUGGGGGUGGGGCAGUACCCAUUAGUGCCUCAGGCACUACAAGAUGUCUGCCCCAGCCAGGCCCAAGGGCAGCCAAGGCUGUCCACAGUAGGGCAUUGGGCCUGUGGAGAACACCUACCCCAUCCUUUGCUGACCCAGACCUCUCUGUUCCUGCAACCCCCUCCCACCCUCUUAGCCUCCCCACCAUUCUCCCCUGGCACAGUGCCUUACACAAGAGGUGGUUGUAAUGGGGUUUGAACUGAGUCCCACUACCUCGGGGGACACCUCCCCUCCCCCACUUGUUCAGGCUCCUGAUGGGGCCUCCAUUACCUCUUCCCACCCUUCCCUGCAGGAGGCUGAGACAGCUCUCCUAGGGCUCCAUUCAGUCCCUCUCUCCUUUUCAUCUGUUUUCCUGUUGUAUAUAUCACCUUUGUUGACAAUAAAUUAUUUUUUUUUAUUAA
Nycticebus coucang (slow loris) is the source of this 2023-nucleotide messenger RNA. It is a transcript of the gene SPINDOC, whose product is annotated as spindlin interactor and repressor of chromatin binding. The record is from RefSeq and is a predicted model, not a curated record. Lineage: Eukaryota; Metazoa; Chordata; Mammalia; Primates; Lorisidae. The transcript has 6 exons. Bases 304 to 1446 code for a protein of 380 amino acids. Gene Ontology annotation, biological process: negative regulation of DNA-templated transcription.